AUGAACCUUAACGAGUGGGAUCGCAAGAAGAUCUACCGCCACACCGCCCACCAACCCCCGGCGCAACACCUGUACAGCCCGUACGGUCAGCCGCACCAUCACCAUCAGGGGGACGCGUCCGAGUAUGCAUUUACCGCUGGGUCACCGGUCGAGGACGGUAACAUCGAGUAUGAGCGCAAGGGUGGAUGCUUCGUGUCGAUCUGCCGCGGCAUCAGCAUCGCCGUGCUGAUAUUCGUGUUCAUCUUCUUCAUGGCGUUUACGAUAUUUUUCAGCACAAAGUAUGCUUAUGAGCACAAGCCAAACCUGACGCUGGAGGACUUCCUCAAUCACCGUGCGUAUUUGAUCGACAAGCGAGCUCGCAUACCGAAGCACGUUAUACCGAAGCAUUACCGGCUGUUCAUACAUCCCGUCUUCAACGAAACCGAACACCCGUUCAGCUAUACCGGCAUCGUCUGGGUGACGGUGACGUCCAAAAAGCCCAACAACAAGCGCAUCGAGCUGAACGUGAAGAACCUCAAGAUACGGCUAGAGAACGUGACCGUGCUGAAGAGUAUUCGGCUCACCAAUAAUGACUUUGACGAGGAUCUUGAUUGGGACCUGAGCGAGGAAGAUUUGUACUCACUGCCGAGGUUGAACCGUCGUCGAAAGCGACGCCAAGUGGGGGAAGAUGCAGAUGUGCCUGUAACGCUGUUCCCGACCCACCAUCCUCCUGCACAUGACGUACGCGAAGAGUUGCUGGACGGUAGGGAAAUCGAAGGAGAAGAGAAGGAAGAUGAGUCCGACGAUGAGAUGGCGGAAGGGAACGGACAGAUGGGUCCGAACGGUACGGCUACCGAUGAGGGUGGUCCGAAUAGUAGUAGCGUGGAAAACGCUACCAUUAUCGAUAAGUCGAAAUUCUACCAUCAUCCAGUAUUUCCGGCGGAUGAUUUCGUCACCAUCAAGAUACUGGACAUUGAGUUUGACGAGUCAAACGAAAAGAUGAUCAUCUUCCUGGGUACGGAAAUGAAGAAGGACAUCUACUAUAUCGUGAAGGUGAACUUUUUCGGCAACAUGACCAAUGAUAAGGGGCUGUACUACACGCAUUACGAGGAUGACGCACCGACUCACAGACACUUUGCAGCGACCGUACUGGAACCGAACAAUGCGCGACGGCUGUAUCCCUGCAUGGACGAUCACAACUUCCGGUCACCGUUCGAGCUGAACAUUGCGCGGAAAAGUGACAUGAACACGGCAUCCAGCAUGAACCUGGAGAUGUCCGAACCGAUGGAGACGGGUGACAUUGUGGUGGACACGUACAAUACCACCGAUAUGGUGCGGGCAUCGGAGAUUGGUUUCGUCGUGACGGAUAUGGUGCCGGAACGGUACCGGAUAACGAGCAGGGUAAGCCUGCUGGCAUUCACCCGCACACGGUACGACGAAAACAUCAAGAACGCGACGAGCGUCUUUUCGCGCGUGCUGCAGAUCUACGAACAGUAUCUGGGCGUACCGUUCCCGUACGAGGUGAUCCGAUACGUAACGAUACCGAACAUUGACCAUACGACGUACGAGAUCAAGGAGGGAAUGGUGCUGUCGAGCGAGAAACGGUUGAUAAAAUCGGCGGACUAUUUUCCACCACUGGAUAAGAGCAUCAGCCGGGAGGUGGCGAACGAGCUCGCCAAGCUGUUCAUCCACAAGCUGGCGGAUUAUAAAAACAAGGAAACGUACUGGCUGCAUGAAUCGAUACCACUGUAUCUGGAGGCACUGGCGUUGCGCAACAUGACUACCACGAAUUCGACGACACUGGAUGACUUCCUGCUCGAGGGUCGGUUGCGUUCGAUGCGCGAGGAGAUGAACACCAAAACGUCCGCACUGAACAUCUUCACCAAUCACUGGGAGGAGGAUACACACUUCGAGCUGGUCAAGUACAAAGGGUUGAGUGUGUUGCGCAUGAUGAACUACACGCUCGGACAGCGUACGUUUGAUCACUUCAUACGGGAGUACUUCCGCUACCGGAUGGAGAGCGAAUCGAUCGAUGUCAUUGACAUACUGAACAAUGGUGGGGAAGGUGUGAGCCGUACGGACAGUGUGUUCCACAGCUUCCUGUAUAGCUGGAGCAGCCUGGAGAAGUAUCCCAUCAUCAAUAUCAAACGAAACAAUGCGACGGGCGUCUUUGAGCUGCGUCAGAUUCCGCUACCGUUCGAAGAAGAACCGGCAGAACAGCUCUGGACCGUGCCGGUAACGUUUAUAAACGAUACAAACCAACGACUGUUCGUAGAGAAGGUACGCUGGCUGACGGACGGUGAAAACUUGCUUACGGUCAAGUCGGACUGUAAAACGUCCAAUAACAGCUCCUGGAUUAUAGUGAACCCGAGCGGUAUUGGUUAUUACCGAGUUAAUUAUGAACCGUCCCAUUGGAUUAAGCUUGCUCACGUGUUAAAUGGUAACUUCCACUAUCUGCCAUACACAACGCUUGCUAUAAUAGUGGACGAUGCGCUUAAUCUGGCACGGUUGGGGCAGCUGAAUUACUCGAUUGCAUUUAAUGUGGUUUCGUUCUUGAAGCAGAAUAACGAACACUAUCAACCGUGGAAGCUGGCACUCAGCAAUCUGGAAUUUGUAUAUCACGCCACUGAGGAUCUGCCCAGCUUCCGGCAUAUAGAGCGUUUCUUAGAGUACCUCAUACUGGACAAAUAUGAAGAGAUACAGCACAGUAACGACACUACCUAUUACAACCCUUUGAUCAAAGAGCUGAUCGUGCAGUGGGCCUGUAAGCUUGGUGUCACUUCCUGCAUCGAACAGCAUAAAGCUCUGUUUCAGGCGAUCUUCUACAAUCAAACCGUCUCGCCUUUCGAACAGCGCGAGGAAAAACUCCUACGCAUUUUGUGCACCACCGUCAAGUACAGUGGCCUGUCCGAGUGGAAAAAGGUUGAGCAGCAGUACCGCGAAACUACCGAUAUCAACUAUCAGCGCAUCCUGAUCAAAAGUCUCGGCUGCACCAGAGAAAUAAGCAUGAUCAAGCGUUACCUUGGCCUGCUGAAGCAUCCCCAUUUUAGCAUGUACAGCAAGGAAAUUCUUACCUCGGUCAGCGAGAACAAGGUCGCACUGAAGUACACGCUAGACUUUCUCUUCAACGAGUGGAUCGAUGUGCGGCAGUAUCUGACGCUGUACGACAUCUCGAUUCUGCUGCGCAGCAUCUCGAACAUGAACGAGUUUAAGAUGUACGAGCAGAUCUUCUUCCGCUACUCGUACACGUUCCAGACGAUGGAUAAGGAAAUUCUCAAGCGCAUGCGUGACAUCAUUAUCAAGCUAAUGGUAUGGCGGAACGAGAUAGCGCCUGUGAUUGAGUUCGAGCCGUUUGACUUUAGCACGGACGCGGCAAACCAGGACGCGAUGUACCUGUGA
Messenger RNA from Anopheles marshallii, 3378 nucleotides. Its product is annotated as aminopeptidase N-like. Bases 1 to 3378 code for a protein of 1125 amino acids. Gene Ontology annotation, cellular component: cytoplasm. The transcript has 6 exons. Lineage: Eukaryota; Metazoa; Arthropoda; Insecta; Diptera; Culicidae. The record is from RefSeq and is a predicted model, not a curated record. Gene Ontology annotation, biological process: proteolysis; peptide catabolic process. Gene Ontology annotation, molecular function: zinc ion binding; peptide binding; metalloaminopeptidase activity.